AUGAGAGUGGCUUGGCCUUCUUCUCGCCAAUUCCAACGCCGUUUCCUCAUAUCUGCCAUUCUGUCCGCCUUCGCCAUCUGGUGCCUCCUCUCACCAAGCCCGAAACAUGAAGCGCGGCCAGCCGAGUUGGAGCGGCAAUACCCCUUGCUUUGGCGGCACGUGCAUACAUUCAACGGUACUGGAGGAGCAUGGUAUAUUCCACCCUCCUGGUUAUCGUCUGCCGACGUUCAGCCCGAGACAAUAGUUGAUGCAGCUCUUCUGGCUUCGCAAGCUGCCAACAGCAACAAGCGCCGCUUCAUCGACCAUUCUUCGAUUCCGUUACUUCUUCACCAAACUUGGAAAAAUCGACGUGUCGACAAAUGGUCAGAUCUGCUCCGCGCCAGUGUGGAGAAAUGGUUGCAGCAUGUAGUGGAAGAUGACAUGGCCUACUUCUUCUGGGAAGACGACGGCAUUGUACGAAUGUUAGCCGAGUUCGAACCUGAAUUUGUUCAUCGCUUCUUAUCCUUGCCUUCGAAUGUGGAACGAGCUGAUGUCUUCCGCAUUUUGGUUUUGAAAUGGUUUGGUGGAAUUUACGCAGACGUGGAUACUCGUCCGCUUCGUCGGCCUGCAAGUUGGAUAUCCGCUUCUGAUCUUGCUCCCUGGACGGACUCCGUGACGGAAAUGGAGUUUUCUUUCGACAAUCCAGUCAGCAGCAUUCUCGGCCUCGAAGCUGACUGUGCGCCUCAUAAGAGCGACUACUGGCGUAUGGGGUAUUCAUACCCUGUGCAACUCACACAGUGGGCUUUAGCUUCAAGCUCUGGCCACGCCGUUCUUCUACGCUUCAUGGACACCCUUCAACGAAGAUUAGAAGAUGUUGCAACGCGCAACCGGGGAGAUAUCAACGCUCCAGAGGCGGUCAGGGAACUACGACAAAUUGGGCCGCUGUCCCUGACAGGACCAGUUGCUGUGACCGUCGCAGCGAAGACUUGGCUAGAGGAGCGAACCGGGUUGCGUUGGAAUGCUUUGACGGGGUCGGCAGAUGGUGGUCAAAGCAAGCUGGUGGAAGAUGUUCUGGUUUUACCAAUCACCGGAUUUAGCCCUGGACGAGGCAGAUACGGCAAUAUGGGCUCGAAGCCCGUCACAGACCCGUCAGCGCGAGUUUGGCAUCAGGCGCAAGGGUCUUGGCGCACCUUCGACCCGAAAGUCGAGUUCGGAAAAGUCUGUCGGACUUUGUUUGGUUUGUGCAAAGACUGGUCGAAGCAACCAGAGUGA
Fonsecaea multimorphosa CBS 102226 is the source of this 1251-nucleotide messenger RNA. RefSeq lists its product as uncharacterized. The transcript is spliced from 4 exons. Gene Ontology annotation, molecular function: alpha-1,6-mannosyltransferase activity. Bases 1 to 1251 code for a protein of 416 amino acids. NCBI's taxonomy places the organism in Eukaryota, Fungi, Ascomycota, Eurotiomycetes, Chaetothyriales, Herpotrichiellaceae. The record is from RefSeq and is a predicted model, not a curated record. Gene Ontology annotation, biological process: protein N-linked glycosylation. Gene Ontology annotation, cellular component: mannan polymerase complex.